AUGUCGCUCUGCCACGAGACUUCUUAUGUCGAUGAGUGCCGUGUGUUCGUCUCUAAGCUUGACGUCAUCGUCAAGAAGCUGGAGCCAUAUUUGCAGGAUGCUCACCGUGUCUGCAAGUCGUUCCACAUGUGCUCAAACUCUCGCCUUGAGGCGUUCCACCGAAUUGGACUACUGUACGCAAAGAGGACAUUGAACAAAGUCGAAGGAAUGAAGGAUUUCGUCUGUGACGAAUGCCAAUUCGCCGCUCGUGAACUGAAGAUUAUUGUUGAGGAUAAGGAGAAGCAGCAGGAAAUCCGUGACUUCCUUUCAGAGAACAUCUGCAAGCACAUCCCGCGCUACCAGGGAAUGUGUGAUAUGCUCGUCGAACAGUUCCUUCCUGAGAUGUUCCAGGAGCUCGACACAAUGUUGAAGGACCCCAAAAUGGCCUGCGCUGAUGUUGGUUUCUGCCCGCGUACCAGCCCACCACGCAAGCUGACUGCUGCUUACGAGGAAACUCCAAUUCAUCCGAUGUACGCCUUCUUCCGGGCUGCGAAAACAAUCAAGACACCGACUGGUAGCGUUCUGAUGAGUUGUCUGGAAUGCAAGAUUGCCGUCGAGGAAGCAAUUAACAGCCUUAUCGCCGACAGGAACAACCAGGCCGCCGCCGUCCAGCAAUUUGCUUGCCACAAGCUCUUACCGUCGAACUUCUCUGCCAGCUGUGACGAUUUCCUCAGUCUCUAUCUGCCUACCGUACUCUACAUGACUUGGGAACAGUUCACACCAGAAGGCUUCUGCUCUAACAAAAUAAAGUCAUGUGACUCCGUUUCAAUGUCCCGAAUCGCUUUGCUGUCGAAAUCGGACGUCAAGGGUUUGAGCUGUCAGUCAUGCAGUGGUAUGCAGAGCUAUUUCCAGACAAGGAGGAUCGCUCAGAAACGGCAGGAUUCCAACAGUUCGCUAUUGAUGAAUUGA
Messenger RNA from Ostertagia ostertagi, 948 nucleotides. NCBI's taxonomy places the organism in Eukaryota, Metazoa, Nematoda, Chromadorea, Rhabditida, Trichostrongylidae. The record is from the annotation of a GenBank genome assembly.